Messenger RNA from Drosophila serrata, 3984 nucleotides. RefSeq names its product cell division cycle protein 14 (gene cdc14). The record is from RefSeq and is a predicted model, not a curated record. Gene Ontology annotation, biological process: protein dephosphorylation. Lineage: Eukaryota; Metazoa; Arthropoda; Insecta; Diptera; Drosophilidae.
GGCCAACACACAAGCUCUUCGAACUGGAACCCAACAAGCCCCAAUUUUCGAACAAGUAUCCAACGCGUCGCCUGCUCUACUUCAAACGGGAGAAAAUACACAAAUCGCCGGGAAAAAUUCUACCAAAAUAUGGUGUGCGUAAAUCUAGUGCAAUAAUGAUAGUUUUGAUAAAACGGCAAUUUCCGAGCGCUUGAUGGAUUUUUCCGUUAACUACGAUUUAAAAAAGAAAACAAGAGGGGGGCUGAGAAUCAAAGUGCAAAAGCUCUCGUUGAGAAUGUUGUUAACUUAAAAACAGAAACCAAAAAAUACACACAAAAAAAAAACACAAAAUCCGAUGUGAAAUAUUCGUUGACAAAAUUGGUACACAAAACCCACACAUCAGAAAUAUCCUUCAAAAACAAGUAAAAUUGUAGUAAAAAUUCUAAGUGUUAUGCAGAGUGUGGUGUGGGUGUUAUUAGCUGGUGCUGCUGUUGCUGCCUUUCCCGUUUCUCCGUUCUCCUCCCCAUCUCUUCCUCCUUCUGUUUCGAGAAUAUCCAUACACAGCGGAUCCCAACAACAACAAUAACAACGGUGUGAAACCACAAUUUAGUCGCCAAACAGUCGUUCGUGUGCUUCCGUUACCCGCCCCGUGCCCGCCAUGAUGUUGGACGAUGACAACUCAGAUCUGUUGGUCUGUGCAUCUGAGAUGCAGGAAGACCGCUUAUACUUUGUGGCCUUCAAGAAGAACAUCAAGCCAAAGAACACCGUGAAUACUCACUACUUUAACGUAGAUGAGGAGUACAUCUACGAGAACUUUUACAACGACUUUGGACCGUUGAAUAUCUGUAUGCUGUACAGGUAUUGCAUGAAGCUCAACACCAAGUUGAAUGCGAAGUGCCAUGCGAACAAGAAGAUUGUCCACUACACCUCCAUGAAUCCGGCCAAGCGUCUCAAUGCGGCCUACCUGAUUGGUUCGUAUGCAAUCAUUUACCUAAAUAAAACACCCCAGGAGGCGUAUCGGCCGCUUGUCGCUGGCGAAAUACCCGCCUACACGCGCUUUUGUGACGCCAGCUACGGACCCAGCAGCUUUAAAAUCUCGCUGCUGGACUGUCUGAAUGCUGUCCACAAGGGGCUGCAGGCGGGUUUCUUCAACUUCAACGACUUUGAUGCGGAGGAGUAUGAGUAUUUUGAGCGCGUUGAGAAUGGCGACUUCAACUGGAUUGUGCCGCAAAAGUUUAUUGCGUUUUGUGGGCCGCAUCAGAAGAGCAAAACCCUGCCGAACGGUUAUCCGUGCCAUGCACCCGAACGCUACUUUACCUAUUUUCGUGAGAACAAUGUCACGACCGUGAUUCGGUUGAACGCCAAGGUGUAUCAUGCCUCAUCGUUUGAGAACGCCGGGUUCGAUCACAAGGAUCUGUUCUUUAUCGAUGGCAGCACACCCAGCGAUGCCAUUAUGAAAAAGUUCCUCUCCAUUUGUGAGACAACAAAGGGAGCUAUUGCCGUGCACUGUAAGGCGGGAUUGGGCAGGACGGGUAGCCUCAUUGGAGCGUAUAUAAUGAAGCACUAUGGGUUCACUGCCUUGGAGUCCAUUGCCUGGCUGAGGCUCUGCAGGCCGGGAUCAGUUAUUGGCCAUCAGCAGCAGUGGAUGGAGGACAAACAAAGCUGGCUUUGGUCCGAGGGCGAGCGCAUGCGUCGCCGCACCAAUCUGCCCAUUCUCCGGCACACGUACGGUAUCAAUAGCCUGGAGCUAAAGACCAAACUGGCGGAGGUAUCCAGCAUUGCUAAUUCCUCGGAGCAUGUGGACUUGCUGCUGACCCGCGUCAAAGGAAUCUCGCAGCGUGUGGAUACCAUGCACCUGAACGAUCAGGACACGUUGGAUGCCGCGAGUGCCGAUCAUCCGACGGCUGAAGAGCUCUCUGAGCAGCGGCAACUGGAGCGAGAUGAGCAUGCCUUGUAUCAGCAAGCAACCGCGGAGGAUCCCAAUUGUAAUGGCAGCGAUGACAACGAUACGGAUACAAUCAGUGCUCCAGCAGAACCAUCAUUGACCUCCGGCUAUACCAUAACUACACGUCGCCGGAAAUCUCCAUCGGCUGCAAAUAAAUCCACUGUUAUAGCCACCUCUCUGCGACGCCUGGUUAACCCAAAUGCGAAUAGGAGUAUUGCUACGCCUGGUGUAGCCUAUCCCGCUGCCGCCGAGGUGCCCAGCUGCACGGAGAAGAAACUGCGCAAGCCCAGUGCCAAUGUCUUUGACGCGGCACGCCAUACGAUCGCUUCCACGGUUCGAAUGACUCAGACGGCGCUAGAGAAGAAACAGCAACAGCAGCAGGCCCAGACGCAGGGCGAUAAGCUGAAUCAAAUUAAGGCGCUACGGAGGCAUCACCACUCGCGAUCCGUCAAUGUCAACAACAGCAAUAGCGAGCAGGACUCGAAUCAACGACACACGAGAGCUCGAUCGCAGCCCUUCCGAAAUAACAACAGCAACGCCGGUGUGGCGGCGAUGGCUGCUCUGAAGGCUGGUGUAGCUUCAACUGGCUUGGCAACAAGUUCAGGGGUAACACCAGCCGUUAUGUUAGCCAACAGUUUAAACAACAAUGGAAGCAGUAACCUCAGCGGCAACAGCAACAGCAACAAUAACAGCAACACCAACAGUAAUCUAAGCAACUCCCUGAAUAACUAUAAUAACAACAAUACCACUAACAAUAUAUUGGCCAGUUCGGGGAACAGUCGCACCCGCAGCCUGGCGAUCUAUAGCAAAAGAAUGGAGCUGAAACAUCUGCGCAAGGCGGAACAGCAUCAGCAGGCCCAGCAGGAGCAGCCAGUGGUGGUGCUCAGGCCGUAUGCCACCAUCAACGAGAGCAAGAUACCCGUGGUAUCUGCCAGUGGUGGUGCCGGCAGCUCGGCCACCAUUCCGCCCACGCGUGGUAGUGCUGCUCGUGCCUCCCAUCACCACAUGACGCUCCGUGGAAGGUCACGAAUUCGAUACCAGCGUCCGAAUGCAGCGGAGACGGCUCCGGCAGCGGCACAAACUCAGCCCUGUACGGUGGCCACAGCUCGCUAUUACCGGGACGUAUCCGCCAUACCCACUAUGGGGCUCCUUGGUGCUGGUGGUGGGUCCUCCUCCUCUGCGUUUAAUAUAGCCACACGCUCCGCAUCCGCCACGCUCGAUCUCAACUCGAAUCCGCUGCCGAAAACCAAAUUAACCAGCUUGAAUAAUAAUAAUUCAACAUCCACACCACCGCCUCCUCCUUCUUCCUCCCAUCCCGCAGACACAAGCCGGCUUAGUGGGCGUGGAAGUGCCGUCGAAUUGCAGGCAAUCAUCGAGCACGACAGCCUGGUUGGAGCGGCCAAGCGGAACAAGCGCUCGUUGAGCUCCACUAGGCUGGACAAGGACAAGAGUGACGAGUACAACACGAAGCUGCUGAGGAAGACAGCGGCUGCAGCGGCAGCAGCAGCAACAGCAUCUUCGGGAGCAGCUGCAGCGGGCGGUGGUACUAUCUCCAGCAACAUGAAUAAUAACAAUAACUGCAGCAGUAACAACAGUCGGUACAACAGCUGCAACAGUAGCACCAGCGGCAGCUUCAAGCUCUCCCGUCGUCUCUUUGGCGAAUCCGCGGGAUCCUCGGUCUCGCCCUCUACAUCGGGUGACUCGGGGAUUCCAACGCCCACGGCACCGCCAGCUUCAGCCCCCCAGUGGCACCAUCACUUGGCUCGGGGCGUAAGCAGCCGCGUGUCUAGCGAAAGGGAAAGAGAUCGUGACCAGCAGCAGCAGCAGCAACACCAUCAGCAGUCGCAUCAAUCUAGCCUGAAGCUGCGCAAGAAGAUCAGCUACUGAGGUGCAGCAAUUGUUUUGGCAUUGCCUUUAGCUAUAUAGUUAUAUUAUUUUGAAUAGUAAAUUAUACGUUACCUUUUAUGGCAGGUGAAAGAGAGUCAGUUUCUCCAUAAUCCCAAAUGCAAUCGAAAUUCACAACCAACUUUUUGUUAAAUUCAAAAAAUAACUUUUAUUAC